Molecule: messenger RNA, 552 nt
Organism: Aphidius gifuensis
Lineage: Eukaryota; Metazoa; Arthropoda; Insecta; Hymenoptera; Braconidae
Exons: 1
Coding region: 97-552 (151 amino acids)
Molecular function (GO): protein binding
Source: RefSeq, a predicted model, not a curated record
CUUCCACCAAUUUUACCUAAACCAUCAAUACCAACAUCAAUAACAAGAGCAACAUUAACACCAAUAGUAUUACCACCAUCAUUAUCACUAGCUUCAAUGUCAUCGAUACCAUCGACAUCAACAUCAUCCCUGCCAACACCAACACCAACACCAGCAUCAACACCACCACCACCUCCACCAGCUCCAUCAGCGCCAAGAGAUAUUUUUAGAAAUUCUGGUGUUGCUAAAAAAUCAACGACAAAACAAAUAUUACAACGUGCAUCAAUAAAACCAAAAAAUACUGCCAGAAAAUCAACAACACAUCGACCAUCUUGGUAUUCAUCUGGUACGACAUGUGAUAUUGAUGAUGCUGAUGAAUCAAGCUCAUCAAGUUUUUCAUUUUAUGGAAAACCUAUUGAUCCAAUUGAUCUUGAAUCACUCAAUACCAUAAUGACACUUGGACAUGCACAGAUCAAAGUCAAGUGUUCAAAUAUGACACAAUACUUUUCAAUUGAUCCAAGAGUUUUAGUUGAAGAUGUUGUACUUUCUGGUAGAUUUAUUAGUAAUCAGUGA